AUGACGACUUUGAAACCCCAAUACACUCCCCUCAACCCCUCGGCCCCCGAGUACACGCCCAUACCACCCGGAAUCACCCGUCACCCCCUCGCGCCACCGCCGGUCUUCCUCCUCCCGCCGCCGCCACCACCCGCCUUCCGGCCUCAGCCGCCGCUUUGCUUCCUACACCAUCUCAUCCCUACCUACCUACCCCCAACACCCCACCACCACCACCACCACCACCACACACAACCCUACCACGCCGUCCACAGAACCACCACCGCCCAUAUCCAGCCUCCGCCGCCGCCAGAGGAAGAGGAGAGAGUCCCUGCCGCUCAGAGGUGGCGGCCGCCCCCGCCGCCGAGGAGGGUUAGGUGGCCGGAUGACGGCAGAAGCCGACGUGGCGGGUCGUGUGUGGACCACAACAACGCCGCCAUGCACAAAAAUGGGAAGAGGAGCCAAGUUUUCCCCCUCAUAAGAGAAGAACACAAAACAACAGUCAUGAUCAGGAAUAUCCCUUAUGAAUGCCCAAGAAAAGAGCUUAUAAAUCUCAUGGACCGUUUUUGCUUGAUGGAAAAUGCAAAGGCAAAAAAGGAGGGAACAUCCGAGGAAAGCAGCAGCACUAUCACAGCCUACGACUUUCUGUACUUGCCGAUUGAUUUUAGUACGAAAAAGAGCAGAGGGUUUGCAUUUGUCAACUUCACAAGUGCGAGUGCAGUUUGGAGGUUCUAUCAGGCUUUUCACCUCAAAAAUUGGGAUUUUAUUGAGCCAACAAGGUGGACCAAAAAGAUUGAGGUUGUCACGGCCAAAAUUCAGGGAAAGGAUGCGCUAGUGAACCAUUUCUCUCAGUCCAUUUUCGACUGUGACAGCGAUGAAUACCUGCCGGUGACUUUCCGGCCGGCGAGGGACGGCUCCGGGCAGUCCGGUCAGCUGACGGCUGUUGGAUUACGUGGAUAUCAGGAAGCCUACCGCCAUCAUAAGCGCUAG
Messenger RNA from Striga hermonthica, 966 nucleotides. Lineage: Eukaryota; Viridiplantae; Streptophyta; Magnoliopsida; Lamiales; Orobanchaceae. The record is from the annotation of a GenBank genome assembly.